This is a messenger RNA of Truncatella angustata, 1172 nucleotides long. RefSeq lists its product as uncharacterized. The coding region runs from base 259 to 1089 and encodes 276 amino acids. The record is from RefSeq and is a predicted model, not a curated record. The transcript is spliced from 3 exons. Gene Ontology annotation, molecular function: protein binding. NCBI's taxonomy places the organism in Eukaryota, Fungi, Ascomycota, Sordariomycetes, Amphisphaeriales, Sporocadaceae.
UCCGACUUCAACCUCAUAGUUGUGGUCUAAACAUAUUGCUCGAACGGCGAGCUUCUCUUAUUAAUUGUCCGUUAGACACCAGAUUAUCACUACCGCGUUGCUUGCUGCCUGAGUUCCUCAAGUGCUUGAGUACUGCCAAAGGCUGCUGAUCCCAGCAUUGCGUAUUGUGCCAUUGUUGUAUUGCGCUGUACUGUAGCUUAGCGUUUUGAGCGGGCCGCAGAGAUCAAAUUUCAGGCCACAAUUGAGUACCUCUUCGCUAUGGAUUCUUUACCAAGCGAGAUCUUUAUUCAAAUUCUCGAGUCUUUUCAAACUCACGCAUUGUUGCCAUUGGCUCUUAUCUCACGCCGAUUCUACGGACUUGUAUCUCGACUACAUUAUGCUCGAUUAGUUGAAGCAACUAUAUUGCCGGAUCAUGAGCUUAUUCUCGAAUGUUAUCAUCCAAGCGCCAAGAUAUCAACUCCUUACAUGUUUUGCGACUAUAUUGGCACGAAUGGUCUCGAUGAUGUAGGCCAGGAUCCUACACUCGAAGCCAUGACUGGUCUAUACUCUCGAUAUCGGCCCGUUCUCAGCGAAGAGCAUCGAAGACCACGUGCACGCUAUGCAACUAGGGCUGUUCUCGAAGGAUCAGAGCCGCCUAUCUGCGAGAAUCCAUCGCAUGAUCUGCACUUGGAAUCUGCUGAGCUCUUCUCACAACUCUGUACUGUCGUCAACAUGAUCAAGGUCGGCCCCAAGCGUGGUCUUUUCCUCAGCCAUGUCAACAUUAUAGAAAGUGUCAUCAGAAUCUGGCGUGAUUGGCUGGCUCAAGAAUCAUCUCAAGCAACAUUGAAACAGAAAACGGUUGAACCAACCACAUGUUCCAUUCUGUGGACUGACUCCUCCGAGAAUUUCGGACUUCGGCUGCGAGUUGUCGAGAAGCCGGAGGUGGAUACACCCAUCUUGGUCGGGCCCGGUGAGGAUCCGCCAGUCUCGUAUGCUCUAGAUUAUGAAGAACUUUGGGUCCGGACGAAUCAGCUUGUGCUUGGAAUGGAAAAGUCGGAAGCUCAAGAGGUAAACAACUCUAGCAAUGCAGUCAUCAUCGCUUCGAUGUAGCACAAGAAUCAAUUACACUGACUUCUAGAUGGAAAUUUUCAACAUAUUUGCUCAAAAAAUAACAUGCAUCAUCUUUGUUUGAG